This is a messenger RNA of Beauveria bassiana ARSEF 2860, 1824 nucleotides long. RefSeq lists its product as uncharacterized. NCBI's taxonomy places the organism in Eukaryota, Fungi, Ascomycota, Sordariomycetes, Hypocreales, Cordycipitaceae. The transcript is spliced from 2 exons. Gene Ontology annotation, molecular function: protein binding. The record is from RefSeq and is a predicted model, not a curated record. The coding region runs from base 1 to 1824 and encodes 607 amino acids.
AUGGACCUCCCCGCAUCUGCGGAAAAGGACCACAUAAGACAUGGGCUUUCACUAUUGAGCAUCGAUGACUUCGAUUUCGACUGGUAUGGCACUGAAAUUAACGGCACGCUGCUUCAAAGAGGCCCCAGUAUUAGAAGCACGCCACUGCGAGAUAGCAUUGGCUCAGUCCCUUCUCCCAUUAGCAGUACAGGAGCAGCUUCUUGGUCAACUGAUGGCUACAUUCCAUCUGCGACUUCUGCGACUUCUCAUCCGAACGCCUCGCACGGUCAGCUCCGGUCGAGCGCCCCGAGGGAUCAGCGGCCCUCGAUGAGCCGAUCACUGCGCAACGCUUCCGCUGUCAACAUGUCUCUUUAUCCUGCACCUACAAAGCCUCUUCCUCCGAUUCCACCAACUAGGCCUAACACACAACAAAAUUCUUCUGUCGACACCAACAGCCUAUCGUCUAUCAGCACCAGCUACUCGUCACCCUCAAAUCGUCAUGUAAUUUCUUCCGAGCCAGUCUACCUCGGCCCAAGCGCAACCGCCUCAUCCGGUUCCUCGCUGGCGAGAAGCACGGAAGAAUAUCGUCGAUUUCCGGACCGAACGCAGCCUUCUGUACAGCGGCCUUUCAGUCAACGAUCAGUUCCGAAAUCAUUGACUCUUCACUUCUCCAAGGAAAUUGUGUCGGACGACAAAAAGGUCAACAACACCGUGCACUAUCUCGACAUAUCACCAAAUGCAACCAUUCUCGCAAGCAAACAUGGGAACAACUUGGUCAAGGUGUGGUCCGUGGCCAGUGGUGAGCUACAAAAUUCCAUCAAAUUCUCAUCCUACACGGAAGCGAGGUCCCGUUCUAGGGACUACAUGAUUCGCAGUCACGCCAUUCUUUCGGAAACAUCCACUUUGAUUGCGAUCGCUACUCGUUUUGGCCGCUCUAUUGAGAUAUACGAUUGGGCGAGAAAAAAGUCUAUUCAAACUAUUGGGGACGCCGAUCGGUGGACUGCCGGGCGCUUUGAAAUCUUUGACGGGGGAGGGUGCCCGCUGGCAGUAUAUCGGGCUGACUUGUCGACAAUCGAUGUUUACCGAGCGUCGCCAGAGAGAAGGAAGCCACUUCGCAAGCACCAGUCUAUCGACGUAUCCAAAUCAGGGCUUCCAUUUACGCCCGUACUCCCCGAGUUGGCAAUUUCAGCAACCAGUCCACUGGUGGUUGCCGCCGCGGGACCAAGACCUCCGAUUGCUGGCCAUCCCCCGCCGAAGAGGGAGACACUUCUCGUCGCAUGGGAAACCUCGCACGGCAAUGAAGCUACCUCGAAUAAGCCCUAUCGAGUCGCGAGGCCUUGGCAGCAUGAAGAGCUUGAUACCGCGAUCCCAAUUGACCUUGUCACUUAUGGUAGCGCCGUCGUCUCAAUUUGGAUACCCGCCAGCUUCCGCGCCGUGCCCGUUCCGGCAACGCGCAAAGGUUCAGGGUACAACCUGACGCCCUCCAAGGUGACACUACGCUGGGUGCUUGUCUGGGAUCUAUCCGCAAACUCGACUCGAACUUUUUCCAUUCCAAAUUGCACUUCUUGUAUAUCUCCCGACUGUCGACUAGUGGCCUACUGCAAUGCAUCGGGUUCUGCAAUGGGCGCCAGAGGCUCGCUUGUCAUUGUCGACGUGAUUACGGGGGAAGAAGCUUGGUGCUGGCCUGACAAGAAUGCAAUCAACGUACAAAGUGGAGCUGCGUCUGGAUUUGCACAAUUUGAUGCUUUGGGUAGCGUCACGGAACUUUCGUUUUCGGUCGAUGGUCGUUUUCUAAUCGUGGGAGAUGGUCAAGGGCACAUGUGUGUGUAUGACGUACGGGGAUGA